AUGGCCUCGAAGGUCUCACUGCGGCUGCUGCAGCAGCAACAGCUGCUGCUGCUGCUGCUACUGAGCUGCAGUUGCUGCUGGAGGCAGUCUGCAUGCAUGUCGCUGCAGCAGCCAGUCGCUGCUGCAAGUGUUCUUGGAACAAGCCCGAUUAUAGCACAGCAGCAGCAGCAGCAGCAGCAGCAGCAGCUGCAGUACGCAGCGUCAGCAGCGGCACCUAUGGCUUUUGUAAAGAGCAGCGGAAAUGCAUCUUUUCUGCAGCAGCAGCAGCAGCAGCAGCAGCAGGGGCCCCUCGCCUUCUUCAGCUCCCCACAGCAGCAGCAGCAGCAGCACGUGGUGCUGUCACAGCCACUGCAGCAGCAGCUGCUGCUGCAGCAGCAGCAGCAGCAGGGGGCGCCUGCCGCUGCAACCCGUUUGAUGUACCAAGUCCGCUUGAAAACACCUGAAGGAGAAGAGCACACUGUAGAGUGUGCAGAAGAUGAAUACAUUUUGGAUGCAGCAGAAGCAGCAGGAAUUGAUUUGCCCUACUCUUGUAGAGGAGGCUCUUGCAGCACCUGCGCAGGCAAGCUGCUGGAGGGCUCUGUAGACGGAACAGAACAAAGCUAUUUAGAUGAGCAGCAGCAGCAGCAAGGGUUUGUGCUGCUGUGCACUGCUUACCCCAAAAGCGACUGCACAGUUCUCACGCACCAAGAAGACGCGCUGCACAAUCCCCCAGACCCUAAACCCUAA
This is a messenger RNA of Eimeria necatrix, 726 nucleotides long. Its product is annotated as ferredoxin, putative. Gene Ontology annotation, biological process: electron transport chain. NCBI's taxonomy places the organism in Eukaryota, Apicomplexa, Conoidasida, Eucoccidiorida, Eimeriidae. The coding region runs from base 1 to 726 and encodes 241 amino acids. The record is from RefSeq and is a predicted model, not a curated record. The transcript is spliced from 3 exons. Gene Ontology annotation, molecular function: 2 iron, 2 sulfur cluster binding; electron transfer activity.